This is a messenger RNA of Condylura cristata (star-nosed mole), 1605 nucleotides long. It is a transcript of the gene AGO2, whose product is annotated as argonaute RISC catalytic component 2. NCBI's taxonomy places the organism in Eukaryota, Metazoa, Chordata, Mammalia, Eulipotyphla, Talpidae. The transcript has 11 exons. Bases 28 to 1605 code for a protein of 525 amino acids. The record is from RefSeq and is a predicted model, not a curated record. Gene Ontology annotation, molecular function: RNA binding; protein binding.
AAGGUGGAGAUCACGCACUGCGGGCAGAUGAAGAGGAAGUACCGCGUGUGCAACGUGACCCGGCGGCCCGCCAGCCACCAGACGUUCCCGCUGCAGCAAGAGAGCGGGCAGACGGUGGAGUGCACGGUGGCCCAGUACUUCAAGGACAGGCACAAGCUGGUCCUGCGCUACCCCCACCUCCCGUGUCUGCAAGUGGGCCAGGAGCAGAAGCACACCUACCUUCCCCUGGAGAACAAAGCAAUCGCCACCCCUGUGCAGGGCGUCUGGGACAUGAGGAACAAGCAGUUCCACACGGGCAUCGAGAUCAAGGUGUGGGCCAUCGCCUGCUUCGCCCCCCAGCGCCAGUGCACCGAGGUCCACCUCAAGUCCUUCACGGAGCAGCUGCGCAAGAUAUCGCGGGACGCGGGCAUGCCCAUCCAGGGGCAGCCCUGCUUCUGCAAGUAUGCCCAGGGCGCCGACAGCGUGGAGCCCAUGUUCCGGCACCUGAAGAACACCUACACCGGCCUGCAGCUGGUGGUGGUCAUCCUGCCCGGCAAGACCCCAGUGUACGCCGAGGUCAAGCGCGUGGGCGACACCGUGCUGGGGAUGGCCACGCAGUGCGUGCAGAUGAAGAACGUGCAGCGGACGACGCCCCAGACCCUGUCCAACCUCUGCCUGAAGAUCAACGUCAAGCUGGGCGGCGUCAACAACAUCCUGCUGCCCCAGGGCAGGCCUCCGGUGUUCCAGCAGCCCGUCAUCUUCCUGGGGGCCGACGUCACGCACCCGCCCGCGGGGGACGGGAAGAAGCCCUCCAUCGCCGCUGUCGUGGGCAGCAUGGACGCCCACCCCAACCGCUACUGUGCCACGGUGCGGGUGCAGCAGCACCGGCAGGAGAUCAUCCAGGACCUGGCGGCCAUGGUGCGGGAGCUGCUCAUCCAGUUCUACAAGUCCACGCGCUUCAAGCCCACCCGCAUCAUCUUCUACCGCGACGGCGUGUCCGAGGGGCAGUUCCAGCAGGUGCUGCACCACGAGCUGCUGGCCAUCCGCGAGGCCUGCAUCAAGCUGGAGAAGGACUACCAGCCGGGCAUCACGUUCAUCGUGGUCCAGAAGCGGCACCACACGCGCCUCUUCUGCACCGACAAGAAUGAGCGGGGGACCAGCAGGCCUUCCCACUACCACGUGCUCUGGGAUGACAAUCGCUUCUCCUCCGACGAGCUGCAGAUCCUCACGUACCAGCUGUGCCACACCUACGUGCGCUGCACACGCUCGGUGUCCAUCCCGGCGCCAGCAUACUACGCCCACCUGGUGGCCUUCCGGGCCAGGUACCACCUGGUUGACAAGGAGCACGACAGCGCCGAAGGAAGCCAUACCUCCGGGCAGAGCAACGGGCGCGACCAGCAGGCGCUGGCGAAGGCGGUGCAAGUGCACCAGGACACGCUGCCUGAGGACACGGGGCUGCGGGGCCGCUGCCCGGGCGCCUCUGGGCCGCGGGUGGGGGCGGACGCCCCUGCCGGGACACCUCGGCUCCGCGUGGCCACCCCGCUGUCGCCGGCUCUCUUCUGUGCCCGACCUCGCAUCUGCUGGGGUGCUGGAAGGACAGAAAAUAGACUUCGGGUGGCCGAGUGA